Molecule: messenger RNA, 1115 nt
Organism: Rhincodon typus (whale shark)
Lineage: Eukaryota; Metazoa; Chordata; Chondrichthyes; Orectolobiformes; Rhincodontidae
Product: (3R)-3-hydroxyacyl-CoA dehydrogenase-like
Exons: 6
Coding region: 1-363 (120 amino acids)
Molecular function (GO): oxidoreductase activity, acting on the CH-OH group of donors, NAD or NADP as acceptor
Source: RefSeq, a predicted model, not a curated record
AUGAAGGACAUCUCAAGUCUCCUCGUUAUGAAGGGCUCUUGUGGUACAGUGUUUGUGUCCCUAGCUCUGAUCAAGGAGGCCUGGGUUCAAGUCCCACCUGCUCCAGAGGUGGGUAAUAACGUCUUAGAAAAGGUUGGAAAUGUGGGACAAGCAAAUUACACAGCAUCUAAAGCUGGAGUGGUCGCCCUGACAAAGACCAGUGCAAAAGAACUGGCCAGGUUCGGAAUCAGAUGCAACACCAUUCUCCCAGGAUUUAUUGAUACCCCCAUGGCAGGGAAAGUCCCUGAGAAGGUACUGGACAAGGUUCUGCAGUUGGUUCCAAUGGGCCGCCUGGGAGACCCGACUGGAGGACUUUUCAUGUGAUUAGCGACAAGGGGCAGGAGGCUGAGGAUUACAGAGGAUUCCACUGCCAGGCUAUGCAAUCCCAGGAAUGGCUCGCUUGGAUUUGGCUCACCGGUCAGUAACCCCAUCCCUCCCCCAUCCGGGACCUGUUCCCGUGGAAGCUGACCUCCCCCCGCCCCCACCCCCAUCGUCCAGACAGAGACCACAGCCAGUUUGUACCACUGGAAGCUUCAGUCCUUUCCUGAUCGGAUGCACGGUAGCCCAGAAGAGGUGACUGAUAGUCAGAUGAUUCCAGUAACUGGGCUGACAUUCCUCUGACUCAGCACUAAACAGGGUCUGAGCUUGAGGCCGGCUUCGCUGCUGCAUGGACUCUCUGAAUCAGUGUGUGAAAUCUUACCCCACAGAAAUGGAUAAACCGUACCAGGCAACCAGCUCGUGCUGGUGCAUCAGUGAGAUGUUGGUCAGGCUGAUGUUUACCCAGGCCUGGGUAUAGGAUCUGAGCCAGGAUUCACACUGCAGCUGGAUUCAACUUAACCUACGGAUCUGCAUUCCCCAGUGCAGGCCGCAUCACAGUGUCAGGGAGCACCUUUACAAUAUUGAAUGUUUCGAGUGACAGGGAGGGGGGUGUCAGUCUCCCAUCAAGGCAGAGAUCUGCACUACUUCCUGGGCCUUUUGUAACUCUGUAUUAAUGACCUCCAAGAACUCACUGUAUAAUUAUAGAAAUUUAUUAUCCAAACAGAAUAAACUCAUCAACAAAUGAAUUUUUUUGUUAA